UGUUGUUUACUGUACUUGUUAUCUUGAACGCACCAUCCAGUGACGGUGACGCUCAAGCCUUUGGAGUUUAAACUUUGUGAAUACCUGCUGCCGUGCAGUCUGCUGACGCGAGCUUAAAGAGCCGCUAGUGUUUGUAGAUACGACGUUAUUUUUCCUAAGAUCUUUCAUGCUUGUUUCCAGGAGAAAGAACAGUAUCACCGUUUACGUUUUGAUGAUGCAUUAUCGUCUUUUCCUGUUUUUUCUGCUGACUUGUUGCGCAGGAGAAUCCUCUGCGCCUGGUUCCCCAGAGCCGGUCCUGGCCUUUGUGAAUGGGGACGUCAUUCUGCCCUGCAGUUUCAGGUUUAAUCCCAGCAAUGACUUUCCAACGGUGGAGUGGACCAAGAAAGGCCUGCAGCCAGACGUCAUCUUCUUGUACCGGGAUGGCUGUGAGACGUAUGAGAUGAAGAACCCGGCCUUCGAGUACAGGACGAGCCUCAUCAUGAAAGAGCUGAAAAAUGGAAACAUCUCGUUAAGGAUCUCCAACGUGCAGCUGUCAGAUGCAGGGACAUACCGCUGCAUGAGGCUCUGGCAGAACGCCCCCUGGGAGACUACGACUGUGGAGCUUACAGUGGUUUCUGAGCAGAAACCCUCAGUGUCUUCAGCUGAACAUACAGGAGUGACUCUUCGGUGUGAGGCGGACUGCUGGCUGCCGGAGUCUGAGAUCACAUUUGUGGAUGAUCAGGGAAACAACAUCCCUGCUGAAGCCCCAAAAAGAGAUCAAGAUGCCAGAGGGUGUUACACUGUGACGCAAAGAGUGACUCUCCAGCAUCCUACCAACAGGGUCACCUGCAUAGUUCACCAGCCAGAGAUCAACCAGACCAGGGACACUCAGAUCCUCAUACCAGAUGACUAUGUAUGUUCCUGCUCCCUAAUGACUGCCAUCGCUGUUGGAGAGGCCAUUUUACUUCUGUCUGCAAUAUUAUGUGGAUUAGCUGUGAUGUUACGGAAGAGAUGUGGCAGAUCUGUGGAAGGAAAAAAACAGUCGUCGGGUCACAGUACAUUCACUGGUACCCCUGGAAAUGAACCACUUCUGAGUGUGGGUGCUGACAACGUGGCAAACAGCAGCAUUGAGAGGCUGACAAGAGAGCUGGAUGACCUCAAGUCAAAGCUUCAUGAGAGAGAGGAGACCAUCCGCCAACUACAGCGCAAAUUAAAAUCUCACCCAUGUUCUGUUAUUUGCCAGCUUGAACAGCCAACGAUUGUCUGCAGUCCUGCAGCGUCGGCCGACUGCAGCCCUCCAAUAUCUGACAGCUUACCCCAGAAUCAGGGUCCGACGCCGAGCAUCUCACGACCAAACAGUAAUCCACAAACUGCCCGCCCAAUCUCUGGAAAGCGUCGCAACAACUGCAGCCCCGCUGUUUUGGACUUUGGUAUUCCAGCGUCGUACGGUUCUUUUUCAGCAAACACUUCAAAGAAAAAGCUCAGUCGUUCCAUAAGUGAGCCCAGUGCUCAGCCUCGUCCAAACCAUCCCAAGCUUCAGCGCAGACAUUCCUUAACGCUUCCAUCCCCAACCCUGCACCGUAACCGCUUCACCCCCCUGGAGGGUUUAACAGAGGAAUCAGAGCCAUUAAUUUCAUCAAAAAAGAGCACACAUCAGUUAAAAUCAAGCAAAUAAAAACAAAACUAUCUGCAUGGUCAGAUACAACCAGCAGUAAGGGAGGUGUGAUGUUUGUAAUUCAACGGUGAACUGAUUCUUUAACACCUCUGUCAUAAUUUUCAUGAAACAUGGUUGUCUAUAUGAAAAUAAGCUCUCCCUUAUCCUUCAUCCCUGUUAGAUUCUUUCCAACAGCUCAGGUGUGAAGUUGAAAUCAUUUGUAUUAAACUAGCAGACCUUUGCGUCAUCAUUUCUGUUGCUAACUUGAUAUUUCAUAUUAAAAAACGCUUUUAUUAGGGCCCGGGUAUUUAUUUUUUUGUUCAAGCUAGCUUGGUUUGUAAGGUGGAUCUGUAGGCUACUACACGUUACCUGCUGGUUAAGAGUGUCUCUUAAACAACCUGCCUCUUAUGGAGAGUACGUCUAUAUGAAAAUCUUUGGAAGUGGCACAAACAGGAAAGGAAAGCGGACAAGUAGAUGAAAAGUUUUUUUUUUGUCCUCUUGAAACUUUCAGGGUUGUUCCCCAGUCUGAUGCAUUUGUCUGUGUGCAGCUGCAUCUUUCUGCUUUCUACAAAUGUUAAGCAUAUUUUUAUUUUAAAAAAUGUAUUGCAUCUUGUAAUGUCUUAUAAUAAGAUUUGAU
Molecule: messenger RNA, 2270 nt
Organism: Micropterus dolomieu (smallmouth bass)
Lineage: Eukaryota; Metazoa; Chordata; Actinopteri; Centrarchiformes; Centrarchidae
Product: butyrophilin subfamily 3 member A2-like
Exons: 6
Coding region: 167-1654 (495 amino acids)
Source: RefSeq, a predicted model, not a curated record